CUCAUGUGAGACCUCGCACGGACACAGUUGUGAACACCAGUAACCCUGCAAAACGCGGCUCGCUGAACGAACCAGUCCCCUGCAUUGAGCACACAGAGAAGGGGAGGGGGGUUCCUGGAAACCGCCUCCUUCUUCGCCUGCGCGCCGCGGUCUGUGUUUGUGAAUCUCAAACACACCGCCUCCAUGUUGGAAAGAGAAUAUAGAAACGACUCCUCUUUUUUCUGUAAUAACUCGCAAAAACUGGGAGUUUUUAAAUUGCACUAUACCGGGACUCGAAUUGAAGCUGUGGAACCAGAAACCGGUCAUAAACUCCCCCCUCCCCCCUCUCACGGACUGCAAAAUACUAGUAGAUGUACGGGUAGGAACAUUGUGUGGGGUUUUUUGUAACAUUUUUUUUUAAAUUAUUAUUUUAUUUAGUUUUUUGUGAGGUGUGUGUGUUUUUUUGUUUCGUUUUUAUUGUGGAGGUCUGGAAUUUAAUGUGCGUCCAGAAAGGGGCCUGCCGUGCUUCUGUGGUGGUGCUCCAUGUUUGGCUGCUGAUAAUAAUUGACAGGCUGGCUAAAAAAAAAAAAAAAACAUUUUGAGAAAAAAUAAGUGAAUAAAAAAAGGAUUAUCUUUGAGUUUCCAUGGACACCACGUCCAUCAUUACCCAGGUUGCAAACCCUAAAGAGGAGGAGAUCAUUUCUUCUAGUCAGGAGAAAGUUUCCCAGUCGAACAGCUGCUUGAAGAAGCAGCGCAGUAGAAGCAUCUUCAGCACCUUGCUCUGCUGCUUCCGGAACUACAAUGCAGAGCCGCCCUCCUGCAACAACAGCAGCAGCAGCAGCAGCAGCUCCCUCCCUGCGCCCGCGGAGGAGAACGGGACACUUCCCAAGUGUGAGCAGGUGCAGGUCAUUGCAGCCCCCAGUCCUCCAGAGAAAUUCCUCCUCCCUGAGAUCAACACAUCAGAUUAUGGCAGGAAGUGCGUGGUGAUCGACUUGGAUGAAACUUUGGUGCACAGUUCUUUUAAGCCUAUCAGCAAUGCUGAUUUCAUCGUUCCUGUAGAGAUUGAUGGCACAGUCCACCAGGUUUACGUAUUGAAACGGCCGCAUGUUGACACGUUUCUGCAGAAGAUGGGGGAACUCUUUGAAUGUGUUCUCUUCACAGCUAGCCUAGCCAAGUAUGCAGACCCAGUGGCAGACCUGCUGGAUCAAUGGGGUGUGUUCAGAGCAAGGCUGUUCAGAGAAUCCUGCGUUUUCCACAGAGGGAACUAUGUCAAAGACCUGAGUCGAUUAGGAAGAGAGCUCAGCAAAGUUAUUAUAGUGGACAAUUCACCAGCAUCCUACAUCUUCCAUCCAGAAAAUGCAGUUCCUGUGCAGUCGUGGUUUGAUGACAUCACAGACACAGAGCUGAUAGAUCUGAUCCCUUUCUUUGAAGGACUGAGCAAAGAGGAGGACGUGUACAGUGUGCUUCAGAACCUCCGAAGCAGUUUUUUGGAGAUUCAUAAAGAAGCCAUCUUGGGGGCGAGCUGGUGAAGUUGGAUUUUGUAUUUUUGUUCAUGCUGCUGUGAGCGUACAGUCACCAAGUGGAGUCGACCAGCGGCUAAUGAAACUGUUCCUCACCACUGUGCCUACGCCUGGACAUACAUCACCACUGUGUGCAAUAAAGUGGGAAGACAGACUGCUUGAUGAGGCACUCCUGGUUCCUGCGCACUUCAGCUUUCUUGUGUGUGUGUGGUUUUUUUUUUUUAUAUAAAGGUUUUAUACCCAUGUUGUCAGAUACUGUAGGUGUAUCUUCUGCAGUGUGCACAGUAAAGCUCUCCUUACAGCAGACAGUGUUACCAACCUUCAGUAUAAAAACAAUAAACAGUAUAUAUUUAUAUGAUAUAAGAUAUUUGAAGGUAAGUCUAUUUUGCAGAUAUUUUCCAAUGUAUUGCUGUGAAUCCGAUAGGAUCCAGAUGCGAUGGUGGUAUUGUCAGUUCUUCAGUAACUUUGUUUGGUUUACAUGCGCAUGCUAUGUGCAAGCUGCAUGCUUUAUCUUUGUACACUAUCAUGCUCCGUAUGCACUCAGCCCAGUCUCUCCAGAACAACUCCUAUUUUUCACAUCAUAUACUAACUGCAGCGUUCAUAAUGACACGAAAUACCUUUUUAGCAACUUUAAAUAUUUUUUAUUGUAUUUUUUAUUCUGUUUUGGGUAUAAAAUGACUAGCACUGGUACUUUUUCUUGUGGAAUGGCUUGUACGUACUUCUGCUGUAUAAAACCCAGAGGUGCCCCAGGAGUCCGAAUGUUUAAGAAAUGAAAAAUAAUAUAAUAAUAAUUGUACCCUGUUUCAAGCACUACUGUUGCAGAACAAGCUGCAAUAUGAUGUGUGCUGGAGAUUCCCUGCCUAGACAGCGUGGCUCAUUGAUAACCCAGGAAACAGGAAUACAAAUAUCUACAAAGUUCAAAAUGAGUGUACAACAGGAGGCCAUGGCAGUAAGUCGUGAGCAUGUUUGUAAAGUCUUUGCAGUUUGUAAACGCCUCACACGAUUGAUAGCCAUUGUAGAUUGUAAUGGGGUUUUCCGAAACUCCUUUACACGUCUAUAGUGUGUCAUUGGAAACCACUGCAUCAGCAGAUUUGGGAAAGGACUUCACUUUGUGACUGUUAACGAGAAGGCACUUUGCUUUGUGUAAUACCCACAACAGAGAUGACAUUUAUUUGUAUUCUAUUUUAUUUUGUAUUUGCAUGUGUGAAUGUAGCGGUCGAGCACUUGACUAAGCGAAGUGUAGUUGUUGUAUUAUUAUUAUUAUUCCGUGUUUGGAUCCGCUGCUGCAGAGUGCAGGGUUUUAACUGUAGAAGAGCUUUACUGGGCCUCAUGUUUUCAGUGACGUGUUACACAGGUUUGUGUGCUAUAUCCUUCAGACAAUGACAUGUCUCAUUAAAGCACCUUUUUAAAAACACCAUUUUUAUGACUCAUCAUUUUACUGUACCAUACAUACUCCUGAAAUAAACACUGAGCUAGCCCUUUGGUUUGGAAAUGUCGAGACGGAAGCAUUGCUUUUGUUUUUAAUUGCUUUCAUUGAAAUUGAAUUGGCUUUUUUGUUUACUUUUUGGUUUCCAUGGAACGUUGAAAUUGCCUGCAUUUUUGUCUGUUUUUGAAUUAAAAAUAAAUAAAUCAAAUAAACAAUUUACACAAAACUGUUGAACAGAAUCUAAGGAUAUUCACAAUAUUUGUUCUACUCAUAAGACCA
Molecule: messenger RNA, 3204 nt
Organism: Acipenser ruthenus (sterlet)
Lineage: Eukaryota; Metazoa; Chordata; Actinopteri; Acipenseriformes; Acipenseridae
Product: CTD small phosphatase-like protein
Exons: 9
Coding region: 624-1508 (294 amino acids)
Molecular function (GO): RNA polymerase II CTD heptapeptide repeat phosphatase activity
Source: RefSeq, a predicted model, not a curated record